GCUCAAGAUUGGGCAGAAACUAGAAGAAUAACGUGGGACUUCUUCACUUCUUUGCAUGAUCUCAACUUCAAAACGAUUCCAGAUCAAGCGAUUCGGCAUGACUCAUCUCGACGCAAGUUGCCUCGGCCAUCUGACAAAGAAUGGGAGCUUCUCGCAACGUGGCUGCGCAAGCUCAAAGGGGGGAAUGGGUUUCUUGACAUGACAGGCAUAGAAGCAAUGACUUGGAAUUUGGCCAGCCAAGACGCUACCUUCAAUAUUGGGGAGUUAGCGGUCGAAACGCACAGGUUUACUCUAUUCAUGAACGGCAAAGUCGUUAACCUGUAUCACAGAGUGAUUGGACAACACAGGACGGCUAGCACCCGGUUUACACAAACCUCCCUCUGUACUCACAACGAGAAAAAGAUCUCGCGCUUCAGUGACAUCAUUCUUGCAACUCUGUCCGCUGCACUGCCAACUCUUGCAAUCCUCGUCUUGUACUUCGUGCAGAACAUGUUGCAUAGUAUAGGACUUGUCAUUAUCCUUACCAUGAUUUUCUCAUUCCUGUUUGCACUACUUACUAGGGCAAAGAUGGCUGAAAUCUUCGCGGCAGCGGCUGCCUUUGGGCUGUGGAGGUGUCUACAUUGGCAGCGUGGCUUCUAA
This is a messenger RNA of Colletotrichum abscissum, 639 nucleotides long. RefSeq lists its product as uncharacterized. The transcript has a single exon. The annotation marks the transcript as partial. The record is from RefSeq and is a predicted model, not a curated record. NCBI's taxonomy places the organism in Eukaryota, Fungi, Ascomycota, Sordariomycetes, Glomerellales, Glomerellaceae.